Messenger RNA from Micromonas pusilla CCMP1545, 733 nucleotides. RefSeq lists its product as uncharacterized. Lineage: Eukaryota; Viridiplantae; Chlorophyta; Mamiellophyceae; Mamiellales; Mamiellaceae. Gene Ontology annotation, molecular function: mRNA binding. Gene Ontology annotation, biological process: mRNA export from nucleus; positive regulation of DNA-templated transcription, elongation. Gene Ontology annotation, cellular component: THO complex part of transcription export complex. The coding region runs from base 1 to 714 and encodes 237 amino acids. The transcript has a single exon. The record is from RefSeq and is a predicted model, not a curated record.
AUGCACCCGAAGUGCGCGCUUCGCGAGUGGAGGGAGACGACGCGCGCGCCGGCGACGGCGAAGCCGCGACGCGCCGCCGCAUCCGCGACGCCGGUCGACGAGGACGGCGAAGUCAUCGUCGCGGAGACGCCCGCCGCCGCCGCCGCCGCUGAGGAAAACGACGACGACGACGACGACGACGCCAAGGAGACGACGACCGGGAGCGCGGGCCACGGCGACGGCGCGCGGACGUUCGACGCGACGAUACGAUCGAAGAGCGCCGCGGCGUCGGGUUCGAAGAGCGCGCCGCCCGAAUUGCGAGCGAGGGUCGUCGUGUACCCGGACUACCCGCACCGCCCGCCGUCGUUCUCGCUCGAGCUCGCGCGCGGCGUGCCGCCGAAGCCGCUGCCGAAGUCGGACCUCGACGCGGAGGCGAACGGUGGUAACGGACACGUUGUGAGCGUUACGCAUUCCUCCACCGCGGAGGACGACGUGGACGCGAGCGCGCGAAACGAUUUGCGACUCGCGGAGGAGGAGGUCAACGUCAAGGCGCUGACGCUCGUGCCCGCCGGGGCCGCGGACGAGGUCUUGGGGUACCAGGUCGUUCGUCUGAUGCAAGCGUUGGACGCGUACGGCGGCGUCGAGCGGUGGGGCGGCGCGACCGACGAGGAAGUCGGCGUGCGGCAGAUGCGCAGAGGUUGCGAGCGUCGGAAGGAGUUGCCCCCGCUGUUGUGAUGAUGAAUCGUUCUUUUUG